GUUAUGACGCGCUUCUCCGGAAGUCGCUCGGUCAACCGUGUUUACGUUUCUUUUCCGCUGGCUGAAUCUGUUCAAACUUCUUCUUCAAAUCUCUUCAUUUUUAAGAGUUUAAACAGGCCAAAAUGGGGAAAGCUGAUUUCCUGUCACCCAAGGCAAUAAGCAACCGGAUAAAAUCCAAAGGUCUCCAGAAACUGAGAUGGUAUUGUCAAAUGUGUCAAAAACAAUGCCGAGAUGAGAAUGGCUUCAAGUGUCACUGCAUGUCCGAGUCCCACCAGAGGCAGCUGCUGCUGGCCUCGGAGUGCCCGCACAGAUUUAUGGACUUUUUCUCCAAUGAGUUCAAGAGUGGCUUUUUGGAGCUGCUGCGGCGACGUUUUGGGACCAAGCGUGUGCACAACAACAUCAUUUACAACGAGUACAUCAGUGACCGCGAACACAUCCACAUGAACGCCACGCGCUGGGAGACGCUCACCGACUUCACCAAGUGGCUGGGACGCCAAGGUCUCUGUAAGGUGGACGAGACGCCGAAAGGCUGGUACAUCCAGUACAUCGACCGCGACCCCGAGACCAUCCGCCGCCAGGAGGAGCUGGCAAGGAGGAAGAAGCACGAGCUGGACGACGAGGAGCGUAGCGCCAAGUUCAUCGAGGAGCAGGUCCGAAGAGGCCGUGGCGACAAGGAGGAGGAGGAAGAUCCAGUUUACACCGAGCUGAAGCGAGAGAAUGAAGAGGAAAAAGUUGCUUUCAACUUGGGCGCUGGUACAUCACUGGCUGGUCCUUCCACAUCAAGCUCUCUGCUGUCCCCCAGCGCUCUGGCGAAGGCAUCGUCAGCAAAGAGGAAAGAGCCGUCCUCCGCUUCCAACUCGCGGAACAAGAAGCAGAAGUCCGCCCUGGAGCAGAUCAUUGAGAUGGAGGAGAGGAAGAAGCAGCAGCAGCCGGUCAAGACCGACGAUUGGCUGCAGCCCAACAUCGUGGUCAAGGUGGUCACCAAGAGGCUUGGCGACAAGUACCACAAGAAGAAGGCCGUCGUCAUGGAGGUGCGAGAGAAAUUCUCGGCGGUGGUUAAGAUGAUCGACUCCGGGGACAAACUCAAGCUGGACCAGAACCACGUGGAGACGGUGAUACCGGCUCCAGGAAAACGUGUGAUGAUCGUGAAUGGAAACUUCCGCAACACCGAGGCUGUGCUGGAGGGCAUCAACGAGAAGAACUUCUGCGCGUCGCUCACGCUCGAUUCCGGUCCACAGAAAGGAAAGCGAGUGGACGUCGCCUAUGAGGACUUCUCCAAACUGGCUUGAACAAACGUUUUUUUCCCCUCCUCCUCAUUUUCUAAAGAACUCUACUAUGUCAGAGUUAGUUAGUAUAAAAUCAGACAUUUUCUCAUCUUGGAGCCACAACUUUUUUUUUUUUUUUGUCACACACAAGACAAACCAACCAAUUGUACAGAUGACAAUUAGCUUUCAAUAAAUUCAACAUGACAGAUUCAACUUCA
Messenger RNA from Phyllopteryx taeniolatus (common seadragon), 1483 nucleotides. RefSeq names its product Kin17 DNA and RNA binding protein (gene kin). Bases 123 to 1289 code for a protein of 388 amino acids. Gene Ontology annotation, biological process: DNA replication; DNA damage response. NCBI's taxonomy places the organism in Eukaryota, Metazoa, Chordata, Actinopteri, Syngnathiformes, Syngnathidae. Gene Ontology annotation, molecular function: double-stranded DNA binding. The transcript is spliced from 12 exons. The record is from RefSeq and is a predicted model, not a curated record. Gene Ontology annotation, cellular component: nucleus.